AUGGCCUCUUCAGCAGGCCUGACACCUCUACCUACAUCGGUGCACCACUCUACCACCCGCCUGACACACUCCCAAGCACACUCUUUCCUCUCGGAAUUCCUCGACCGCGCGGAAAAUGACGCCGCAUAUAGACCGGACAGCACACUGACAGACCGUGGGCCGCAGGCCCUGUCUAGUGGAUCGACACCCAACUUGACGCUCAGUCACUUGAAGAGGAUCUUGAGCGGGAUGGAGGGGAAGCGGAUCGGUGGGAGUCUUGGUCUGGAAGAGGAAGCGAAAGGAAAGAGUGAGAAUACUGGAGACGACGAAGAGCUCGGAGGAUUGGGGGAGUCGGAUGAGGGUCAGACACCGCGGAAGAGGGGGAGCCAGAAACGCGCACUGGACGAAGAUGAGGAAAACGGGGACCCACAAGCCCCGGGAUCCAAGAAGCAGAAACGCAAAAUCAUCUACUCAAGCAACCAAGAAGGCGUCGAGGACCCGCAAGUUGGCGCUGAGGUUGAGGCCGAGACGGCGCUAGAUCAAGACCGAGGGGAGGACGACUGGCAAGAUGCAGAGACGUAUGCGCUCGCCCAGACUGGACUGCGUGAGUACGACACCGCCAAAGACGAACCUCAACUUGAACUCGAGGUGGAAAACAUCGACGGUGAGCGGGACUCGGAAGAACCAGAAGCUGUAGAACGCGACGAUUCCAAUGCAGCUGAGCAGCUGAUGCAGACAACAGCAAGGAAACGUAAGCAGCGAGAAGUCGACGAAGAUGCAGAUGCAGAUCGUGGAGCACAGAAGGCGAACAAAAAGAAAGCAAAGGACACAGGCACAGCCAAGCCAACGGCGACGGCGACGAAAAGCAACCAAGAGGUGAGCAAAGAGGAGAGAAGGAAAAUGAAGAAGAUGCGGCGGAAGGAUGAGAAGAAGGAGAGACAACGGGAGAGGGAAGAGAAGAAUAAGAAUCGGUAG
This is a messenger RNA of Fonsecaea nubica, 954 nucleotides long. RefSeq lists its product as hypothetical. The record is from RefSeq and is a predicted model, not a curated record. NCBI's taxonomy places the organism in Eukaryota, Fungi, Ascomycota, Eurotiomycetes, Chaetothyriales, Herpotrichiellaceae. Bases 1 to 954 code for a protein of 317 amino acids. The transcript has a single exon.